Microthlaspi erraticum is the source of this 1404-nucleotide messenger RNA. The record is from the annotation of a GenBank genome assembly. NCBI's taxonomy places the organism in Eukaryota, Viridiplantae, Streptophyta, Magnoliopsida, Brassicales, Brassicaceae.
AUGCCGAGGUUCGGAGAAGAAAACGGUGAUCCGAGGCCAAAUAAUCCUGAGCCACCGCUGCUAGCAUUCAAUGGAAUCAGAGGGAAGAGAUAUGUUAUCGGAACCAUGAAGAAGCAGGUGCUUUUCAAUCACAUGGUAAUGGUGGACAAGGCAGACGUGUACCCACGUUGGGACAAGGAUGUAGAUGACGAGAAGGUGGACAACAUCAUCAAGGCCUUGCUUGGGGAAUUUGGUGGAGGAUGGGUCUGGAAACCAGCUGACUGGGUUAGAGAAGGGAUAUUGGUGGUUAAGAAGGCUGAUGAUGAUGAAGCGAUAAGUGUCAAAAGAGCUCGGACCUCAGAUGGUUCACCUGCGGAGGCCUCUGGUGCUGGCUGGAAAGGUCUUGAGGCGAAGAUUGAGGAGCUUUUUAAAGACUUCACCAAAAAACACUUCGAGGAGAUGAGUAAGACCCAGGAAAAGAUUCAGGUCCUCACCGCUCAAGUCGCUGUGGUAGGGAGGAUUGUCAAGAAGCUUUCGCAUCCUCAGGCUCAGGAUUCUGUGAAGUCCAGUGAGGAUACUGUGAAGUCCAAUGAGGAUUCUGCGAAGGCCAAUGAAGAGCUGGAGAAGAAGAAUGAGGAGCUGGAGAAGAAGAAUGAGGAGAAGUCCGAUGAGGAGCCGGAUAAGUCCGAUGCCGGUGAAGGGAAGACGGCUCCGCCUGGUGGAACGGCAACAGAAGAGCAGAUCAAGGCGGCUAAUGUUAUGGCAAGAGGGAAAAGUGAGAGAGUAAGGAAGCUGGCGUUUACUCAGAAAGGUGAGUUCCAAGGAAACAGCACCGCUAGAAGGAUCAUCCUAAACAACCCCCCGGAGAUACCCAAUUCCCCACCGAAAUCACUUAAGAUCAUCUCUAAACCGAGGAAAGCAGCUAAUCCGAAGAAGAGCAGAUCCGAAGAAAGCAGAUCCUCCAAGAAAGCCGAUCCUCCGAAAAAAUUACCUCCUCCGAAGAAAGCACCUCCUCCGAAGAAAGCACCUGAACCUAAGAAAGCACCUGGGGUUAUUCUACAGGCUAAAGAGCCGGACAAGUUCGAUUACCCGGAAUGGCACUGGUGGUUUACUUUGCUCACGGGGUUUCAAUGGCUAUCGGAUAGCCAUAUGAAGUCCUGGGCCACCAUGAUGACUCAACGCCUAGCAACGCGACCAGAGUUGUUUAAAAAUGAUAGGAUCUGCUUCCUUGACAGUAAGAUCACUCAAUUUUGGGAAAGGGACUGGCCCAAGUUUGGUGGCGAGAUGGUUUGGGGCUGCAAACCUAACCCGCGCUGGGGGGUUCCGCGCACGGAGCUCGAAUUUAAAGGAGCUUUUGACGAGGCUUCUGGUAGUCAUGUCAGAGUUGGGGGAAAAUUUGCCGCACUGAUUCAACUUUACGAUUAG